This is a messenger RNA of Lagopus muta (rock ptarmigan), 2514 nucleotides long. RefSeq names its product SEC61 translocon subunit alpha 2 (gene SEC61A2). Lineage: Eukaryota; Metazoa; Chordata; Aves; Galliformes; Phasianidae. Gene Ontology annotation, cellular component: membrane; Sec61 translocon complex. The transcript has 13 exons. The record is from RefSeq and is a predicted model, not a curated record. The coding region runs from base 329 to 1600 and encodes 423 amino acids. Gene Ontology annotation, biological process: SRP-dependent cotranslational protein targeting to membrane, translocation; post-translational protein targeting to membrane, translocation. Gene Ontology annotation, molecular function: transmembrane protein transporter activity; ribosome binding; signal sequence receptor activity.
CGGUGAGGCAGCGGCCGGCCCCGCCGCCAUGGGCAUUAAAUUUUUAGAAGUUAUUAAGCCAUUCUGUGCAGUUUUACCUGAAAUCCAGAAGCCAGAAAGAAAGGCAGCAUCAGUGGUUGGAAGCAGAAAUGUGUUACUUACACUGUAUCUGUUUUGUGUGUCAGUUCAUGUCUCAUUUUAGUAGCUGCUGUGCUCUUGUCUGCAGUGAACACACAUCCCAGUGUUUACAGUCCGUGGAGGAGAGAUCCAGUUCAGAGAGAAGGUGCUAUGGACAGCCAUCACUCUCUUCAUUUUCUUAGUGUGCUGUCAGAUACCUUUAUUUGGAAUCAUGUCAUCAGAUUCAGCAGAUCCUUUCUACUGGAUGCGAGUCAUUCUUGCAUCAAACAGAGGUACGUUGAUGGAAUUGGGUAUCUCUCCCAUUGUGACCUCUGGUUUGAUCAUGCAGCUGCUAGCUGGAGCAAAGAUCAUUGAAGUCGGUGAUACGCCGAAAGACAGAGCCUUGUUCAAUGGAGCUCAGAAACUAUUUGGGAUGAUUAUUACCAUUGGGCAAGCCAUUGUCUAUGUUAUGACUGGAAUGUAUGGAGAUCCUGCUGAAAUGGGUGCUGGCAUUUGCCUUCUCAUUAUAAUUCAGCUAUUUGUUGCUGGCUUGAUUGUGCUGCUGUUAGAUGAGUUGCUACAGAAAGGUUAUGGGUUGGGAUCUGGUAUUUCCCUCUUUAUUGCUACCAAUAUCUGUGAAACCAUUGUCUGGAAGGCGUUUAGUCCCACUACCAUCAACACUGGCAGAGGAACAGAGUUUGAAGGUGCUGUGAUUGCAUUGUUUCAUCUUCUGGCUACGCGAACCGACAAAGUCCGCGCCUUGCGGGAGGCUUUUUAUCGACAGAAUUUGCCCAACCUCAUGAAUUUGAUUGCUACAGUCUUUGUAUUUGCUGUAGUCAUCUAUUUUCAGGGCUUUCGUGUUGAUUUGCCCAUCAAGUCUGCCCGGUACCGAGGGCAGUACAGUAGCUACCCCAUCAAGCUCUUCUACACCUCCAACAUUCCCAUCAUUCUGCAGUCUGCCUUAGUUUCAAACCUCUAUGUUAUUUCCCAGAUGUUGUCUGUUCGUUUUAGUGGCAACUUCUUGGUGAACUUACUAGGACAGUGGGCAGAUGUGAGUGGCGGCGGCCCUGCUCGUUCUUACCCUGUUGGUGGUCUGUGCUACUACUUGUCCCCUCCAGAAUCCAUGGGUGCAAUAUUUGAGGAUCCUGUCCAUGUAAUCGUUUAUAUAAUUUUUAUGUUGGGCUCCUGCGCUUUUUUCUCGAAGACUUGGAUUGAAGUGUCUGGUUCAUCAGCAAAAGAUGUUGCCAAGCAACUCAAGGAACAGCAAAUGGUGAUGAGAGGCCACAGGGAUACUUCAAUGGUUCAUGAGCUUAACAGGUAUAUCCCUACAGCAGCUGCGUUUGGUGGUUUGUGCAUUGGUGCCCUUUCAGUUCUGGCUGACUUUCUAGGAGCCAUUGGGUCAGGCACUGGCAUUCUGCUUGCAGUCACCAUUAUUUAUCAGUAUUUUGAAAUAUUUGUAAAAGAACAGGCAGAAGUUGGAGGAGUAGGAGCGUUAUUUUUCUAGAUGUCCAAACAUUUCAUGUUUGUGGGAAAGGGAAAGUAUUUUGACAACAUGAGUCAUUUAGUCCAACGAUGCUAUUUUCUUUUUACUUGUUUUCAAGUGCUACAUGUCCCAUUGCUGUAAUGGGCCUUGAGCAAUGCCUGCGUGCAGCAUCAGUACCAGCUGCCUUAAGAAUAAAGUUUACAUUAUCUUGUUUGAGUAUAUCUAAUGUUGCCUGUAAUGCUGGAAACCAAUUCAUCUACCUUGCUGUUCAGACACUACAGUGAGAUGGUAAAAUGUAUCAGUUUGGCGCUGGUAAACAUUUUUGCAUACAGCAUAAAAAUGUUAAAUUUAUUUCCCCAUCCUUAAUAGGAAAAAAAUUAAUCUGAGUUCAGAAUGCCACGUGCCAGUGUUCUUGAAAGAGUUGAUUUGUAGCCUGUACCUUAUUUUUUUUUUAUACUUUUUUAACUUGUAUUUUGCCAUCAUUGAACUCAGCACUCCCUUCUCCUUGGUGGUGUCCCCACCCAGUCGCCUGCCCCUCAGCUCCAAGGCUGGACAAGCAAACAUUUUACCAGAGACUGAUACCCAUCUCAUCUGUGAACUGGUUUUGUGGUGGAUUUGCUGCAUUGCAAGGCCUGGGGCACAUCAAUUCCUUGCCCUGGGCUUCCUAUGAGACAGCAUGGUACUGCUGUCAUGCUGCCAAGCCAGCCCCGUAGUUUUGUUUUAAACAUGUAUUUGUGAAGACUGUGCCACUGAAACUUCAUGUCCACUUUGCUUUUGUGAGUCUAAAGAACAAAGCCUGGUUCCUAAAGCGGUGUUCAUAGAAGGGAAGGGGGGAACGUGAAGUUCCUACUGAAAACUUAUUUAUGUUGUUGCACUUUACAGUGGCAACGUAACAAGUGUAAACAUUAGACAAUAAACUUAUUUAAUUAAGCUCU